Messenger RNA from Morus notabilis, 2253 nucleotides. Its product is annotated as E3 ubiquitin-protein ligase RNFT1. The record is from RefSeq and is a predicted model, not a curated record. Gene Ontology annotation, molecular function: ubiquitin protein ligase activity. Bases 501 to 1946 code for a protein of 481 amino acids. NCBI's taxonomy places the organism in Eukaryota, Viridiplantae, Streptophyta, Magnoliopsida, Rosales, Moraceae. The transcript is spliced from 9 exons. Gene Ontology annotation, biological process: positive regulation of ERAD pathway.
UCGCAAAGCGCUCUCUCUCACGUUUCUCUUCUCUCUUCCUCUCGCGCUCUCCCUCAAUAGAGCGUUCAGCUACAAACGAGAGGAGGAAAGGAAGAAACAGAAAGAAAGCAAAUCGUAAAUAUUUUUAUAUGAAAUUAGAAAGAUAGAUACGUCUUCACACGUCGAGACAUCGAAAUAAUACUUAUUUAAUUAUUAAUCAUAAAAAAAGAGAAGAAAAAAACAAAAGUACGAAUUGGAAGGUCAGAAGCCUCGGACGAACCAAGAGCAUCCAAAACCAGAACCUUCAUUACGCGACGUCGUUUUGAUCGGAGCUCUUUCUCCCUCUUUCUCUCCUUCCUCCGUCGAUCGAGUUCUUCAGGAAUCGGAUUCAACCAAAGCCCAGAUUUUUAAGCGAUUUUGAUUUCCCCUUUUUGUUAGGGUUAGGGUUUUCGCGAUGAUCGCUGUCUCUUGAUUUUUCUCAAACGGAGGUUCGGUUUCGAAGGGUUAGGGCAAUCCGAGGAAUGGAAUCGCCCGGUGGUAAUUCCGAGGCGUACAGGAGUCCUUCUUCGUCUUCUAAUUCUUCAUCGAGCAGUAGUGGUGGUAGUAGUGGUUCCAGAAGAUUCGGAUUGCUAUCUGCUUCCAACGUAUUCCAGGCGCCUCUCUCCGCGUUGUUGGAAUACUCGGGAAUUCUCCGCGGCGGCGGCCGUUCGAAUCAUCAGGAGACCGAGGGAUUGAUCAGCGGACGCGUCUUGGGUUUCAGGGACCAUCUCAACGAGCCCGCGGCGGCUUCCGGCAAUGAUGGGGAGGUUUCGAUCAGGAUAAUUGGGGCGACAGAGCAGGAGCAUGAUAGGGAAGGGACUGGCUUGGUUGUUGGGCAGGCGAGGGAAGCUGCCACCUCGUCGAAUGACGUCGUUGCUCCUCAUUCUGUGGCGGCUGAGUUGGCGCCGGACGCUCUGGGGGAUUCUCGGGCUGACCGGGGCAUCGGAGAGGGAAUUUCACAGUCGUUGAAUGGGAAUGGAGAUGGAGGGGAUGGAGGAGGAGGAGGAGGUGGUGGUAGUGGUAAUGGCAGGGAUUCGUCUUACCAGAGAUACGACAUUCAGCAGGCUGCUAGGUGGAUUGAGCAGGUUCUGCCCUUUUCUUUGCUUCUGUUGGUGGUCUUUAUCCGGCAGCAUUUGCAAGGUUUCUUUGUCACAAUAUGGAUUGCUGCUGUUAUGUUCAAGUCGAACGAUAUUGUAAGAAAACAGACGGCUUUAAAGGGAGAGAGGAAAGUGUCUGUUCUUAUUGGCAUCUGUCUUGCAUUCACGGUUCAUGUUGUUGGUGUUUACUGGUGGUAUCAAAAUGACGAUCUUUUGUACCCAUUAGUGAUGCUUCCUCCCAAAGUAAUACCACCUUUCUGGCAUGCUGUUUUCAUCAUCAUGGUGAAUGAUACCCUGGUUCGGCAGGCAGCAAUGGUUUUCAAGUGUCUUUUAUUGAUAUAUUACAAAAACAGCAGGGGCCGAAAUUAUCGUAAGCAGGGUCAAAUGCUAACUUUGAUCGAGUAUCUGCUGCUUCUUUACCGUGCCUUAUUGCCAACACCGGUCUGGUACCGUUUCUUCUUGAAUAAAGAAUAUGGAAGCCUCUUUUCAUCACUAAUGACAGGAUUGUAUUUAACUUUCAAGCUCACGUCUGUUGUUGAAAAGGUGCAAUCCUUCUUUGCUGCACUGAAAGCUUUAUCGCGUAAAGAAGUGCACUAUGGAGCAUAUGCAACAUCUGAACAGGUGAAUGCAGCUGGUGAUCUAUGUGCUAUAUGCCAAGAGAAGAUGCAUGUUCCUAUCCUACUUCGCUGCAAGCACAUCUUUUGUGAGGACUGUGUAUCAGAAUGGUUCGAGAGGGAACGGACCUGUCCUUUGUGCAGGGCUUUGGUCAAACCUGCAGAUCUUAGAUCAUUUGGCGAUGGGUCAACUAGUCUAUUUCUUCAGUUGUUUUGAAAAGCUUAUUGUCAAACCAGGGAGUUUUUCUGCUUUGAAGCUUGGAAUUCUCAAAGCAGCCUUCUUCCAUUCUUACAAAUGCACAGGUAAAUUUGAUUGUAUUGCCUUGUUCACGGGUUUCCCUUGCAAAGUAAUUUAAACUGGUUGCAUAGAGUUAACUGGCUAUUGUUCAUAUGGUUGUGUCGAAGAAGUUAAAAGUGUAAAGUAAUGGCUUAUUUACCGACUGAGGAAUCACCUCUCCAGGACUAACGUAUCACUGUUCAUUUGCUGUGGAAUGAAAGUUUCCCCUGCCUUUUUUUUAAAAAAA